AUGUGGUUUGCAGUGGGACCUGCUCUGUCGGGACUGGGGCUGGAGGGUCUGCCCAAGGCCUUGUUCGCCAUCAGACCUCAGGGCUGGAGGGACGAGCCGCGCAGGAGGAUCGCUAAAGGAGUGUCGGUGCUCACCCAUGGGGCCAUGGCUCUGAGGAGGGACCAGGGGCCCUUAGGGAGGACCCAGUACGCAGGGAACUGUCAAAGCGACGGCAACCACACCCACCGAGUGCCUGACCGCAUCAAGUAA
Molecule: messenger RNA, 249 nt
Organism: Knipowitschia caucasica
Lineage: Eukaryota; Metazoa; Chordata; Actinopteri; Gobiiformes; Gobiidae
Source: the annotation of a GenBank genome assembly